AUGAAGUUCUUGUCUAUCCUCUUGGUUGGCAUCUUUGUCAUGUUGCAGAUGGGAAAUAUAGCGGCAGAAGAUGGUAUCUUCUGUGAUGAAUUGUCAUGCCAGAGUACCUGUACUCAAAUAUGUUUGAGUGCUACCUGUACCGGCACAUGUAUAAACGAUGUAUGCUACUGCAGUUGUAUUCCGAGAGCUGGAUCGUCAGCGAAGAAGCCUCAACAAAGGGAUGCUAAGAAACAAGGAUAA
This is a messenger RNA of Danaus chrysippus (African queen), 240 nucleotides long. NCBI's taxonomy places the organism in Eukaryota, Metazoa, Arthropoda, Insecta, Lepidoptera, Nymphalidae. The record is from the annotation of a GenBank genome assembly.